Siniperca chuatsi (mandarin fish) is the source of this 1263-nucleotide messenger RNA. Its product is annotated as DNA damage-inducible transcript 4 protein-like. Lineage: Eukaryota; Metazoa; Chordata; Actinopteri; Centrarchiformes; Sinipercidae. Gene Ontology annotation, cellular component: cytoplasm. The record is from RefSeq and is a predicted model, not a curated record. Gene Ontology annotation, molecular function: 14-3-3 protein binding. Gene Ontology annotation, biological process: response to hypoxia; apoptotic process; negative regulation of TOR signaling. The coding region runs from base 189 to 860 and encodes 223 amino acids. The transcript is spliced from 2 exons.
CUCAUUGGUUAAGAAAUACAGUGGGCGGGGCUCCAGGAUUGAGUAUUUAAUGCUUUGUUCCAUUGUUGCAGAGUGUGUUUUCCAGCUGGUCUGGCUCAGGAGGGGGAGGACCUACUCACUGAGGAUACCAUUGCACUUCUUCUUCUUUUUUUUUUUUUACAAUCAGAUUUUUUUGUUUGUUUGUAAAGAUGUCUUUUUCUUGCAAUCACUCUCUGGACGGCAGCUAUCCCCCGUCUCCAGCGGAGGACAGGGAUUCAAAGCGGCUGUCCUGGGGCAGUCUGCUGCAGAGGCUGACUGAGCUGAAGGGGAUCAACCAGAAGGUCCCGGCAGAUCAUCAGUGCAGCAGGAGUGAAACUGGAUCUGUGGCAGACAUGUCCCUGUCAGAAGACAGCAGUUUCCUCUGUUAUCCCCUGGAGGAAACCUUGGCUACAGAGGUUGUAGCAACUGUGACACAAAGUCUCAACAAUGCAUCGCACAUCCUGGGCUGCUCCAAACUCAUCUUACCUGACUGCCUACUGCACAAUAUCAGCCAAGAGCUGCUCCACCUGGCUGUCAGCGAGCCUUGCGGCCUCAGGGGAGCACUCAUUGACCUCUGUGUGGACAGGGGGGACCAGGACUCACUAUGUUCUGUGGACCAAAUAGCAGUGGAUGCGACCUUGGUCCCGACCUUUCAUGUGACCCUGGUGCUGAGGCUCGAGUCCAGUGGACUGUGGCCAAAGGUUCAGAAGCUCUUCAAUGGUAGCAAGUCACCACAGACCUUUACAAGGCACCAAAACACUCUGAGGCUGAGUACGAGCUUCAGGGCCAUCAAGAGAAAACUUUAUUGUUCAGGGGAGCUGCUGAUUGAGGAGUGCUGCUGACCAAGCUCUCCUGCCCCUGAUAAACUGAAUUCAUGUACUGUGAAAAGAGCCUGCUAGGUUAAACAUUGUCUUUUUUUAGACAAUAACUUAUGGCUCCAACACGUCAAAUGGCACUGACAAGAUGGUCCUGAAAUACUGCGUACCUGUCUGUUUGUUGGUGUAUUUCUUGUGUAUCAGGGUUUCCCUGGAACCAACUUAUGUCUCACUGCAGCUACUCACCUGGUUGCAGGUGACUCAAUGGGGAAGACUCAUGUUUGAACAUGGGUCAGUUUCUUUCCUGUGAAUGUAAAGUCCCACUCUUACGGGAUUGGCUUAUGUAUUUGAUAGUCAAAUAUUACCUGAAACGUGUGUGUUUUGUAUUUUUAACGACUUGAACAUGAACAAAUAAAUCAUUUUCUAUUAA